UUUUAUCUUGUAGGUUUUACAUUAUUCCUAGGCUUCAUAAUUGAUCGUGUGCAUCAUUAUCUCCAAAAGCUUAACAAGUUAAGGAGCAAUGCAGGAGCUUCUAAAGAAGAAGUGGAAAGCAUUGAGAAAGAGAAAGUUGAGCUUAAGGAAAAGGAAGAGAAAGCUUCCAAGGAGAUAGUUCACUUGAAGGAACAAAUUUCUGGUCUUUCAGAAAGUUUGAAGAAGACAAAGGUGGAAUGUGAAGAGAAGGACAAAAGAGUUGAGACUGCUGAAGCUCAUGUUAGUUCCCUCCAAAAGCAAGCUGCAGAUCUGCUACUUGAAUAUGACAGGCUCUUGGAGGAGAACCAAAAUCUUCAAGCUCAAGCACUAAGGCACAGCAAGAACUGAUAAGAGUCAAUUACUUUUAACCACAAGUUUUGGAGAAGAGUUAUAUCACAUUCACACCUUCAUUAGUUUUGUUGCAAGAUUAACAUUAUCAUUGAAAAAAAAGAAAAACAAGAAGAGAAAAUUUGGCCCUUGAUGAAAAUGAAACAUUGAUUAACAUUCAUUAAAAUGGAGUGAAAUCACCUUAGCCCUUCCA
Messenger RNA from Vigna umbellata (rice bean), 580 nucleotides. Lineage: Eukaryota; Viridiplantae; Streptophyta; Magnoliopsida; Fabales; Fabaceae. The record is from RefSeq and is a predicted model, not a curated record.